GUGAUUUAAAACCUCUGCUAAAGGCCUUGAGGCAAUAGAAUAUUCACGGGAGUAGGACCAAUAUCAACGCAAGAGCGAAAAGGGUCUCCAAGAGCCUAAGCGUGGACAUCAUAAGCCAUAAUGAUCAUUCUCAAGGUGUUCAUUGUUGCCCUCCUGUUUGGAGCCAGCUGUCUGGGUGCACAGAUAAAGAGACAAGUAAAUGUUACUCAAGAUGACAGUUCUCCGCAAGCAGGGUCAGGCAAUGCAGAAUCAAGAGAAGUCGGCGGACCACCUGGUCCAUCAGGACCACCUGGUCCACCAGGACCACCUGGUCCUCCAGGACCACCAGGGCCAGGUGGACCAGAUGGUCCAACAGGACCAAAUGGUACAACAGGACCAACAGGACCAACAGGACCAACAGGACCAAUGGGACCAAAAGGCCCACCAGGACCAGCUGGAGCAGAUGGUGACCCAGGACCAGAAGGCCCACCAGGACCACCUGGACCAGAUGGCACACCCGGACCAGGAGGCCCACCAGGACCACCUGGAGCAAAUGGCAGACCAGGACCAAAAGGUAUUCCAGGUCCAGUUGGACCAACUGGAUCUCCUGGACCAGAAGGACCACCUGGACCACCAGGACCACCUAGUCCACCAGGACCACCUGGACCCCCAGGACCACCUGGUCCACCAGUAUCUUAUCCGAAUUUUCCUCAGGCACCAUGGCUACCUUGGCCACCAAGACCAUAUCCAUAUGGCCCAGGUCAAAAUUUGCCAUGUGGCCCACUACCAAUUUGGCCACCUGGGCAAAAUUAUGUUCAUUAAUUUUAUAGUCCAGGGGUCACACAGACCACCUGGUACUGCAGAGGAAAAUUAUUCACCUGGACCACCACCCUUUCAGGCUGGGCCACCAUUUGGACAACAUUCUAUUUCAUAUCACAUCAGCCAGGUCUUCUGCCGAGUGUGCAUAUCACAUCAGCCAGGUCUUCUGCCGAGUGUGCUGCAAUGGCAUUAUCGUCUGCAUACUGGAUGCCUUCCUUUCCAAUGGUGCCCUUCCAGAGGUGGUGGUCUCGGCCCACUCUGGCAUUGAAAUUUCCCAAUAUAGUAAUCCUUUCCUCCUCUGGGAUUUUUGACAAUACCUCAUUAAGACAGGCAUAGAAGGCCUCUUUUUUUUCCUCAUCGGAAACGAGGGUAGGUGCAUAAGCACUAAGAACUGUUGCCGUCUGGUUGUUGGCCAGCACCAGACGGAGGGUCAUCAGGCGCUCACUGAUUCCCACAGGGAGUUCAGAGAGCUGAAUGAUCAGUUGGUUCUUGAUGGCAAAACCAACCCCAUGGAUCCUAGGCUCAUCUGUGGCCUUUCCUUUCCAGAAGAAAGUGUAUCCACCCUUUCGGGUUUCUGAAAGAGCAGCUAUGUCAAUACGGCAUCUUCUCAAUUCCCUGGCAAUGAUGGCGGUUCUCUUUUCCGGCCUAUCACUGGUUACACUGUCCAUUAGUGUGCGCACAUUCCAUGCUUCAAAAUCCAUGUUUCUGUGUUUUCGACCGCAUAUCCCUCUGAACGCAGUAAUCCAUUCGGGAUGUUUGAGGCAAGCUAUGUUUAGGGCACCUUUUUUAGCCCCUUCCCCAUCAGGGGUGAGCAGAGUGGAUCAUAAAAAGGGCUGCUCAGUCGUGGAUGCAGCUACCAAAGAGCUCUUUCUGCCUCGGUCCAAGAGCCCAAUGAUCAUCUAACAUCCACCGCCUGAUGUGCCAGUUUGUGACUAGCGGCUUACAGACUUCACAAUCCUGCCCCCGUUGACACUUAGUGGUCGCCACAGGACUUUAAUCCGGGAUGUAAGGUGGAUUCCCUGAAAAAGACGCCUGUAGGUGACUUUGUUUAAAGUGGGGAGACUGGAUCACAGACAGUCACCACACUGUCCUUGACAGAUUGGAGUCAGAGUCCAGUGGCAAGGAGACCGAGACGACUGGUGACCCUUUUCUGCUGCAGCCUUCAUCCGCCUUCCCAGCCGUUGUGACGCCACCCCUUAGGACCUAAGGGGUGGGCAAAUGUUUUGACUCGCGGGCCGAACUGGGUUCUAAAUUUGGACCGGAGGGCCGAACCAGGAGCAGAUGGACGUAGUGUUUGUGUGAAGUAUUAUAAGCGACCUGUAAAGGUCAUUGCAUAAAAGAUUUUGGCCUUUCGUAGGUAGUAAAGCAUGGAUAUUCCAAACAAGUUUUUUGAAAACAAAUGCAUUUAUUAACAGCAUUAAAAAAAUAAUAAUAAUUCACUAAAAAACUGCUAUCAGUGAUUCUCAUAAAAUACGACACUGUUAUUAUGAAUAACAGUCUCCAUCCCUUCAGUGCCUGCAGGUCAGAUUAAUGAAAGAUGUUUAUCUUAUGAGAUCACAUCAAACGGCAAACAUUCUGACCAAAUAUAUCAUCGUGAAGAAUCGGUGAAAGCAAACACCCAAAUAAAGUAAUCAAAACGGCAACACGGUGAGGGGUAUCUGAAAAUCAGAGCAGAGUUUUAACUCGCAAACACCUUCUAACAGAGGUGAGGAAACGGGAAACACUUCCUUAAAGUAAGCCUUAAGAACUUUACAGGUUAAGAUUAGUCGCAAACAGGUGGUGCAUCAAUGUCCUUGAGCAUCCUGCAUUGUUUGAAAAUGAGAAUGGUUUCCCUGCUAUGUGUACAAAUCAUAUCCAAAAUGCCUCCCGUUCAUUUUCAGUGGGAACAGUGUUGUUGGUCUCCCUUUUUUGCUAGUGCGUCAUAGUCUGGAGUAAAAUUUGUUGUGGCAAUUCUUAGGAGAAAUCCGAGGUGUUGGUCCGUUUACCUCGAUCUGUGAUGGGUUGAUGUUCAUGUUCAUGUGGCUGAACAUCACGUCGCAUACGUCGAGCCAAAUUGGCCACUCUUUUUUAAACACUCGGCACUGUGUCCACCUUGCUUUUCCUUGGGCGACUCAUUUUAAUAGAAGGAUUCCAGGGGAAGGUUUGUGGGUGGCUUUAGCGUAAAACUGUAUCUGAAAGCUUAGCGCGCGAAUUACAAGAAUGCUGUCGUCACAGCCCACGCUCUAAAUUUGGGACUGAUACAAAUAGAGCGCGAGUCCGCCAUGUCCGUACUACUGAAUACGUACGCGCACUUGUGAGUGUGCGCCGAGCUUUCUGACACGGCUUCCGGUAGUAAAUGCGCAGGCGAGCGCUUCCCCAUCUACUGAGGAAACGCAGUCAUUGCAGGCAAAAUGACCCCAAAAAAAUGUUUAAUAAUACAAUUUAUUCAGGGUUGGCGGGCCGGAUUAAACGGUCCCGUGGGCCGGAUGUGGCCCGCGGGCCGUAGUUUGCCCACCCCUGCGUUAGCCCGUAAGCUUGUUAGAUCAUUGCCUUGAUAUGUAGCCAACCUCCCACACACCCAGGUUUGUGAGGUGUGCCAGUCUUAUAGCAGAAGUGGCCUCAGAUGGCAGGUCUUCGCUCUGAUGGCGCUUCAGGAGGUAAAGUCGCCGGGGAGGUCAAAAUGUCAUACUAAAGUCUCUAUCCUACUGAGCGACCAAGAAUUGUGAGUGUUUUCAAAUGGAGUAAUUACUGCAUUCUCGUUAUGGUUUGUUGAAGGUCGCCAACGUUCGACAAACAGUGACCAAAUAUUUGGCAAAUGUUCACCUGUACUUUUCUUCUACGCGGGGGAAAUUUUGAACAGGCAGUUUGUAACAUGUUCAAAAUUUUAUUGCGACAACAAGAACUUCCUAAAAAGGUUGGUGAACAUUUGGGACAUUGAACGAUCCCUGACCAACUUUGGCGUGUACGCGAGUGACAAUCGGUGAGGCCCCAUUUCCGCCUGCCGACUCACUGCAAUCCAAAAUAUUGCGCUGCCGACGCCGGACGCAGCGGGACACUCGGGCCGGCUUACACAUUGACGACUUGUUGGGAUCUUUACAGGCGGCUGAGGCCUUAUUGGUGUUGCUGUUCUCUGAUGCCAACCUGUGCGGCAUCCACGCCAAGCGGGUCACCAUUUUUCCCCGCGACCUCCAGCUGGCCCGACGGAUCCGCGGGCAAGAUUUCUGAUUAAGAUGAUAGCCGCGUGGUGACUCAAAAGCUUCACAGUGACCACUCGACACAACCCAACCUUUAUAGUAGAAAUCGACUUAAAUACUGUUGUUUGCAGUGUUUGUGUUUUAUAUAUAGUGAUGUGUUUUAUAUCUAAAGUUAUGUGACAAGAGUGGAUAAUUUCUUUGACCCGCUCACUUCACCAGGCAGCCAAUUAUGUGAGUUCUAAGCUUCACUCUGUAGUGUCAUCCACGCGCAUCACCGUUUUUCCCCGCGACAUCCAGCUGGCCUGAUGUACCCGCGGGCAAGAUUUCUGAUUAAGAUGAUAGGCCCAUGGUGACUCUAACGUUUCACGGUCACCACUCGACUCAACCCAACCUGUAUAGUAGAAAUCCUCUUCCAUUACUGUUUGCAGUGUUUGUGUUUUAUCGAUAGUGCAGUGUUUCUGUUCUGUAUAUAAAGUUCCGUGAUGUGUGUUCAUCGUAAGACAAAGUAUUUUCAUUAAAAUACAAAUAUUUCUAAAAAACAAAAUAUUUUUGGUACUAUUGAGAGCUUACCUAAGUAAAUUUUUUUACAUCAGAAAAAUAAACAUUUCAAUAUUA
This is a messenger RNA of Syngnathus typhle (broad-nosed pipefish), 4586 nucleotides long. RefSeq names its product collagen alpha-1(I) chain-like. Lineage: Eukaryota; Metazoa; Chordata; Actinopteri; Syngnathiformes; Syngnathidae. Bases 121 to 801 code for a protein of 226 amino acids. The transcript has 3 exons. The record is from RefSeq and is a predicted model, not a curated record.